Messenger RNA from Sesamum indicum (sesame), 2020 nucleotides. RefSeq names its product putative pectinesterase/pectinesterase inhibitor 59. The record is from RefSeq and is a predicted model, not a curated record. Gene Ontology annotation, biological process: cell wall modification. Lineage: Eukaryota; Viridiplantae; Streptophyta; Magnoliopsida; Lamiales; Pedaliaceae. Gene Ontology annotation, molecular function: enzyme inhibitor activity; pectinesterase activity.
AUCAAGUUGUUGUAAUGAAUGGCUCUUGACACGAUGAUACGGCAAAAUCAAUUAUAAAUCCAAUCCAUACACCCCCUUGAGUGUAAUGGCCGUGAUCCAUGAAACAAGGAUCUCGUCACUUUAAACAUACGUACACUCGAUUUUCAACUUUGAUUUACAUUAUUUUUUCAUGCAAUUUUAAUUAUUUCAAACAAGGCCAACUGUCAAAAUCCCUCUAUAAAGACAUAAAACCAUUCAAGACCUCUUCUUAAAUUCAUCAUAAACCUAAUUAAACCUAUCAUGAUACUACAUUAAACUUUUCAAAAAACCCUCAUCAUGUCUAUCAUCACAAUUCAUAUCUUCUUCUUUGUUUCUUUUCUGUGUUUUUAUAGCCUUCUUGCAGACGUUGAAACCACAAAUAAUGGCAUCGACUGGUGGUGCAGCACCACCCCCCACCCCGCUCCCUGCACCUAUUUCAUGGCCCAACUCACCCCUAAAUCCAGGGAGGAAUUCCGAACUAUGACCAUACAGGCUGCGCUGGACCGGGCCGUCCACGCCCACACCCAGGCCAACAACGUUGGCAGCCGGUGCCGGAGCAAAAGGAAAACCAUAGUCAACCGAGACUGCAACAACCUCAUUGAAAACACAAUCCUCCAACUCAACACCACUCUGCAGAGCAUUCAAACUAACGCCAGCUUCACCAACUUCGACGCACAGACAUGGCUCAGCACCGCGCUGACCAACAUCGAGAUCUGCCGUUCCGGCUCCCUCGACCUCAAUGUCACCAAAUUCAGCUCCCCGAUUCUGUCGGGCAAUGUUUCCGAACUGAUAAGCAACAGUCUCGCAACCAACGGCGGACUCCUCGACAACUCGUCGAGCAGUUAUCAUUCCAGUGAUGAGAACGGGUAUCCGGCGUGGGUGUCGGGCCGGGACAGGGAGCUGCUUCAGGACUUGGAGCUGGCGUCGAGGGCGAACGUGAUCGUGGCGAAAGACGGGUCGGGUCACUUCAGGUCGAUCCAGGCGGCGAUCAACUACGCUACGGCGAGGAGGGUGGGGAAUGGGAGGGUGGUUGUGUAUGUGAAGAGAGGGGUAUAUAGGGAGAACAUACUGAUAAGCAGGACGAUGAAUAAGGUGAUGCUGGUGGGAGAUGGGCUUAGGUAUACGGUGAUCACCGGCAGCCGGAGCGUCUCGACGGGCUUCACCACCUAUAGUUCUGCAACUGUUGGGAUUGACGGUAUCGGAUUCAUAGCCCGAGGGAUAACAUUCCGCAACACCGCGGGGCCACAGAAGGGGCAAGCGGUGGCGCUCCGGUCAGCUUCAGACCUCUCCGUCUUCUACGCCUGCGGAUUCGAAGGAUACCAAGACACUCUCUUCGUCCACGCCCAGCGCCAGUUCUACAAAGCCUGCUACAUCUACGGCACCAUCGACUUCAUCUUCGGCAACGCCGCCGUUGUCUUCCAGAACUGCAUCAUCUACGUGCGCCGCCCACUCGUCGGCCAGGCCAACGUCAUCACUGCUCAGGGCAGGGGCGACCCGUUCCAGAACACGGGUAUCUCCAUCCACAACUCCCGGGUCAUGCCCGCACCCGACCUCAGACCCGUUGUCAGAUCUUUUAAAACCUAUCUGGGCCGGCCCUGGCAGCAGUACUCUCGGACCGUGAUUAUGAAGAGCUACCUCGACAGCCUGGUGAGCCCCGAGGGUUGGUCCAGGUGGGAAGACUCGGAUUUCGCGUUGAGUACUCUGUAUUAUGGGGAGUACCAGAACUUCGGGCCGGGUGGGUCCACGAGAAACCGGGUCAAGUGGCCUGGGUACCAUGCGAUAAGGAGUCCAAAUGUGGCAAAUCGGUUCACGGUGGCGAAUCUUAUAGCGGGUCGGGCUUGGCUGCCUUCCACUGGGGUUCCAUUUACAGCCGGGUUAUGAUGUUGGAUUACGUCUUGUUUGUUGUAUUAUGGAUUUUUUUAGUGAUUUAUUGGUUGAUUAAUUUUUGUAAAUGUCAUGCUAUUAUGACAGAAAUUAUUCGAAACUAUAUUAGAAUUGUUUU